UUGCCAAGCAUGGCGGACGGCGUGCGGUGUUCGUGUUCGAAACCGGGCUGACCUUCCCCGUUUAGUGGCGCAGAAUCCUUGUUAGGACGUAGCUGCGUAGAGAACGAACGCAUCGAUGCUCGCUUUAGAUGAUCGGGGGCGAAAAGGACGACCUCGGGAACGUCGAUCAUAUGGUCGCCGGCGCGAUCAGCGGCUUCGUCACGCGUUUCCUGUGCCAGCCCUUCGACGUCGUGAAGAUUCGAUUCCAGCUCCAGCUGGAACCGAUCAAGGCGUCCCACCCGACGGCCAAGUACACGGGAGUAUGGCACGGGACGGUGCGCAUUCUACAGGAGGAAGGCGUCGCCGCAUUCUGGAAGGGGCAUGUGCCCGCUCAGAUGCUCUCCAUCGUCUACGGUGGAGUCCAGUUCUCCUCGUGGGAGUACCUGACGCGGCAGUUUGAGACGGGCCUGGGGUCCGACCGGUGGCAGCAUUGGCACAACAGCGUCAACUUCACUUGCGGCUUCGCAUCGGGCUGCAUCAGCACCGUUGUGGCACAACCUUUCGACGUCAUCCGCACCCGCCUCGUAGCGCAGAUGGAACCCAAGACGUACCGCUCCAUAGGGCAAGCGGUGAGCUGCAUGUGGCGGCAAGAGGGCCCGACGGCCUUCUACCGGGGCCUGCUGCCCACCCUUCUGCAGAUUGGGCCUCUGUCGGGAUUCCAGUUCGCCUUCUACCACUUCUUCGUCAACCUCUGGGAGCUGCUGCUCCACCCAGACAGCCAUGUUACUGGAGUGAGCCAGAGCGUGGCCUGCGGAGCACUUUCUGGCUUUAUGUCCAAGACACUCGUCUACCCUCUGGAUCUCAUCAAAAAGAGGCUGCAAGUGCAGGGCUUCACGGCGCAUGGCAUGCAGUUUGGCCGGUACACUGGCUUUGUUCACUGCGUACGCAGCAUCAUGAUGCAAGAAGGCUUGCAGGGCUACUUCAAGGGCUACUUGCCCAGCGCCCUCAAGUCCAUGGCCACCACUUCGUGCUACUUUGCCUCGUACGAGGCUGCCUGCGAGAUGCUCCGGCUGAGGCACGGAAUUCGCCAAGGAAAGCUUUCAGGGGGUGGUGACGAUUGAGCCUUCCAUAGACCUCUAGAAUACCCGGUUUUUCUUCAUUGUGGUGAAGUAUAGUAACUGUACCUACCACCCUCCUUUGCAUUUUCCAUUCUGCAUAGACCGUGCCAGCACUAAAAUGAGUGUUGUGUAAAUAGACCGCUGGCUUAUUGCAGUUCGAAUUUCACACAAACGUAAGUGUUUCAAAGUGCGUUCAGUUUAAUAAUUAUUUUGUUUGAAUGCGUUAUGUGUUUCAUUCACAGUAAAUCUGAAAUGUGUGCCUUCUGCGGCGCUGCAACUGAAAAAAAAGUGUGAAUUUGCCUCAGCACUAUGACAAUGCCAUCUUUCACACCUAAGGUGCAGCGUAGCUUUCAACAAGAUGGUCAUGAGUAAUAUAGAAUCAUUCUGUCACGAUGUGUGAUCAGUAACUGCACUUAUUCUAUAACCCUCAUAUCUCUUUAUGUAUGGUGAUGAAGUAUCGUUUGUAAACAAUUGAAUUUGUUUGCAUUGUAUGUGAAACCGGGAAUUUGUGAUUGUAGUUGUGUUAUUUUAGCGCUCAUUACUUGUUAUUGUUUUCUAUCGGUAUGCGCACGCUUCAGUUCUUAAAAACGCAUAGUACUAUAGGAGGCCUCAUUACAGUGGCUUCAUUUUGGGACCUCUUUCUAUCUUUACUUCUGUCUAGUGUACUUUCAUCGCACUGGGAAAUUGAAACCCCUCGUUAACAUUUAAAAGUGCAAUAAUUUUUUUUGGCACUGCCACAGACGAUACACGUUUCAACCUUGCUGUAUAUGAAACAGGCAAAUUAUGGUUGUAAAUACCGUACUACUAAACUGAACCCACUGCAGCACGCUACUUGUGAAUGAAUUUUUAGUGAAAUUCAGCUUCCACUUAGCUGUGCAGCUGGCACCUAUAUUUUCACAACACUCAGUAUACUUGUAGCACGUGUGUAAAACUUCGUUCAGGCAUUAUGCAACAUUAGGUCGGGACCCUCUGUUGCUACUUUCGUGUUGACGACCGGUGUGAAAUGUUUUCUAAAACUGCCACUAAGUUACAUUACCGGUAAACGUAAUGGCAGUAUGUUGAUUGUGUUGGGGCGAGUGAUAGUGCUUCUCUUUCCUUGUUGUGAUUGGUUUUUGAAUAUACCUAUAUUUUUUGUGUUGUAUGCAUUUAGAAGGUUCUACAUAGCUGAGAAACUCAAAGCCGUUGAGCCAUUUCCUUGUUCUUUGACUGGGCAUAAGAGAAGCUGCACGCUUCUAUUUGUGUUUAUGUUCCUGCAAGUCACUUGCAUUCAGAGAUCAAGCAGUUGAAACAUGUCUAGAAUGACUCUUUAGCACAUGUUACUCUUAGUUGUUUAGCGUUAGGAAUGCUUAUCCUUUUUUCUGUACUUGAAAAUAUGCAUGACAAAUAUUUAACUGUUGCACUUGCAGACAGUGCAGCUGUUUCUGAACUGCACACCUACGCCUCGUACUUUAAGAAUCAAGUCAAAGUUGCAUGCAACUGUGUAGUUUUUCAUAACAUAGCUGUGACUGUAUAGUGUUCACUCAAAACAUAGACUUCUUGUGCUGUAAUUGACCCUCGACCAUAGAAACUAUGAGCAAUCAAGGAAAAUUUAAUUGUGCUGUAUCUUACUAUAUCCUGUUAAUUGAACAUUGUUUCUUGCAUAUCUGAAGGAUUGGGUUUAUAAUCUUUUCUUUUUUCAACGUCCUUGUCAAAGACUGUGGUGAUAGAUCGAGAAGUGAGGUUAUGUUUGACAUAUUGAUAUGCAUCACACACUGUCACGGUGAUUUGUCUGUCAGUGUUUUGUUUCGAUAUUGUUGCGUAAUACUUAUGUAGACUCCGGAAGUCAGGGUUCACAUCACGGCAUUCUUCAUUUAUUUCUUAAGCACUCCUGUACACUGUCACACUAUGCUAAGCAUGGCUCGUUUGUCCAGCACUUUCCUGUAUUUAAAAUAUGUACGGUCGCACCAGAAUAUGCGGAACUUGGGUAUUUCGAAUUGUCUGUAUGGAACAGUUGUAACAUCCCCGUGGAAAUUGCAUGCAUAAAAUAUAGCACUUUCCUAUGCAAAUAUAAGAAAUGCUCACAACCACUCUUGAUAUAUCAAAUGCUACGCCAGACUACACCCUUGUGAGCACUCUUCUAGUUGUGGUACCGUUAUCACCCCUUCUGUAAUUAAAAAUAUGCAUGCUAACGAAACAAUACCGUAUUCGCAGAUUAUCUCAAACAAGGCAUUGAAUCUGAAGAAUAUGCCAUGACGAAAAAAAAAAAUUAGCAAGGUGCUGACCCCCAAAUCCCAAAUAUAGCUAGUAGCUCAUACCACAUCAUUUACGCUCCAUAAUGACGGAAUUGCUUUUGUAGGCUUUACUGCGACAUAUUCGUGCAAUGCUGUGAAGAGUAUUUAUGGAAAGAACUGCUGUGCAGUGAAGCUUACUACCCGAGGCCUGUAUUUCUUAUCACCAAUAUCCAAAAUACUUUGAGGUUUUAUGCAUCCAAGUUCAACUGCAUUGGUGUAGGCAGUUUCAGUUUCAUUUGUUGUGUUCUAGUUAUAAAUUCCCUUCAUUUUCCUGCUAUCUGAGAAAUAUGGAAGGGAGACUUUAUAUGUGUGCACACGUAACUAGACAACCAAACCAGGCUUUUGCUGCUGUCUUUCUGUAUAUUGGGUAUUGCAGAAAAACUGCACAUUACUGGUAAAGCUAUCAUCUGCAUGCUAGCAAGCUGUGCAUGUCUACAAUACCGUCAGGCCACAUCACGAGGCCUUGAAGUCACUCUGAUCUGUUGUACGUUAGGGCCAUGAAGCAGUUGAGAACAUGAACAUCUUCAGGAAGGCCUACGUGUGUUGCCAAAUUUAAGAUCGUAACGUGGGAGGCACCUGCAGUGCUUUUACGGGACAAUAUAUGUAGGGUACGUACUGGCCAGAAUAUUUAUUUAGGUUUCAUGAAUUUGUCAAUUUCAGUGGGUUGUACUGUCAGAAACUAUUUUUCGGGGUUUUUCGUGGAUGUACUUUGCGUAUCCUGUGAAUCUGAAGUAAAGUCUCUAGUUUGAAUUAUGUACCCAUGGUUGUAACCAGUUGUCAAUCUCGUGGCACUGUAGAAUUGCAUUUUGUUGUGCUCUCCCAUCAUCGCGUGGCAUAGUGGUAAAGAGUUCUUGUGUGUGUGUGUUCAUUGUUUUUCUAUGCAUUUGUUACUGCUUACUUAAGUAUUCACCAUAGCAAUAAAGGUCAGAGCCAUUUGUGUGGCUUUAAGUAGCCGGAGGUGCGGGUGACACCAGAUGAUAGACAAACCUCUUUGUUUGUUUUUUUUGUUAUUUUAAAGGCCGAGAAUAACAGGUUGUUUGCUCCGAUAAAUAAGGACAAAACAGGGAACACACGCUGUUAAUGUUUUCUUUGGGGGGCAAGAGCCUGAAUGAUUGCAGCGAUAAAUGCCGUCGUGUUGCAUAGAGCUAGACGUGUGUGAAAAGCAUCGGAAAUCUUGUUCGUGUUUCACAUGCCAGAGAGGCGUCCAGUCCGUGCAGUUUCUUUUUCUUCUUGACAAGGCUCUGUCACACAUGUACCAAAGAUCUGCUCACAUAUUUCGUGUUAUUCAGUCUCGGUGUGCUUGGCAUAACUGGCCGACUUUUGCCUUUUGCAAGUCUUUAUUCCUUUCUUUUUCUUUUGCAGCACUGACAAUAAGGUUCGCAUGUAGCUUGCGGCUGAGGUAUUUAAAACCCUUACCAUCCCACACAUGUUAACAGGCCAUCCAUUCAGGUGGUAAACACUGCAAAGAGGAAUGCCCCAUGUAAGCAGAAUGCCGAUUGUAAGGAGCGAAUGACGGACCUGGCAAAGGCGACUGAUAUCUCCACUUGCCUCAGAAUAAUGUUUAAAUCGUGUCUUCAAGUGCCCCGUUUCUUUUAGAGCCCUCCUGUCAGUCAACAUUGUUGGUGUGUGCAUGUCUUAACCCGACUCUUGUGCUAUUACCGUACUCAAUUGUGCUGCAAUCUUUUUAUCCAGUCUUAGUGUGUACGCUCAAAUUUCAUAGUACUCGCACAUCAGGCUCAUCUAGGUGACGUUGGAGAAAUACUUCACUCAAGCGAUAGAGCAUACAUGCACUGUUAGCUGGACUAGUGGAUGUAGGUCUAGUGCAGCCACAUUAAACUGUGAUAGCAUGUAUGCAUACAGGUAGCAGCAGACGCUGUACAGGCUAGGCUCUUUGUGUUGUCGAGGUCAGUUUGAGUGACCCUCGUCCAAUACAAGAAGCUUCUAUGUAACCAAAACAUUGUUGUAAUAAAUGCUUGGAGCAAUGUUGUUUGUUUUCAA
Rhipicephalus sanguineus (brown dog tick) is the source of this 5365-nucleotide messenger RNA. Its product is annotated as mitochondrial thiamine pyrophosphate carrier. Gene Ontology annotation, molecular function: thiamine transmembrane transporter activity. The transcript is spliced from 6 exons. The record is from RefSeq and is a predicted model, not a curated record. Gene Ontology annotation, biological process: thiamine pyrophosphate transmembrane transport. Lineage: Eukaryota; Metazoa; Arthropoda; Arachnida; Ixodida; Ixodidae. Gene Ontology annotation, cellular component: mitochondrial inner membrane. The coding region runs from base 129 to 1100 and encodes 323 amino acids.